Messenger RNA from Lachancea thermotolerans CBS 6340, 1959 nucleotides. RefSeq names its product Aqy3p (gene AQY3). Gene Ontology annotation, molecular function: glycerol channel activity; water channel activity. Gene Ontology annotation, biological process: glycerol transmembrane transport; water transport. NCBI's taxonomy places the organism in Eukaryota, Fungi, Ascomycota, Saccharomycetes, Saccharomycetales, Saccharomycetaceae. Gene Ontology annotation, cellular component: plasma membrane. The record is from RefSeq and is a predicted model, not a curated record. The transcript has a single exon. The coding region runs from base 1 to 1959 and encodes 652 amino acids.
AUGGUGGGAGAAUCAAUAAUGCCUUCUUCGUCGUCAUCGUCGUCGAUAUCUUCUUCUUCUUCUGAUGUACCACGCGCUACUAGAGAACAGAGGGGAAGGGAAGGAGAAACAGAGCAGGUCAAGUGGUCGGGAAACCUUAAGGAUUCCAGUCAAAAAACAAAAAGGGGAGACAGAACUUCAGUGGAUGUCGGUGUUGCUCGUGGAGUUAGUUCUGGACGGAAAGCCACACAUACAGAAGGCACGAAAAAUGUACUGUCUCGAUUAACGCCUCUGAAUAAACCUGCGGCAGAAGAUGCGCAGCCUCGCCAUCAAAAGAGGCACCCUGUGGGGACAGCUUUUUCUUCACCGAAUCUAAAGUCCUUAAAUACUCCCCUCAGUCGUGAGCAGGCGCGGCUUAUGGAGUAUUACCUCUCCACUGCAGUACCUAGGAGCAAUAAUAACUAUGUUGACCCACUUUAUCGCCACCUCAACCCAUCUGUUGGUAGCACGAAAAGCAGGCCUGUCUGGAGUUUGAACCAGCCGUUGCCGCAUGUUCUGGAUCAUUCGCUAGCUGAAAAAAUGCUAAAGAAGAACACAGAUGUCAAAUCUCGUGCUUCUUCGAGGCCCGAGUCCCGUGAAAUGUCCCGUGCAGGCUCUUUGGCAUCUAUGAACGAUUGGAAGAAAUUAAUUGGCCGCUCAGGUUCUUGGAGAAAGCUCAACGAUGUUGAGGCCCAAAUUCCAGGCGCUACUAAAAACUCAGGGCUAACGAGGAACCGGAAACAUUCUCAAAGUCAAAUAGAAUUCGCGAAUAAUCAGAGACGAGCUCAUCAUGCCGCUUCUUUUCAACUGGGAGAUGAAAGUUGUACACCAUCGCUGAGAGGCGAGGAUGUCCCUGCCCAAAUUCAAAACCAAAAACAGGCUGGUACCGCACCCACAGCCGAGGAGUUGCUUGAAAAGCGCUUUAGAUCGAGCCUCGAUGGAGCAACUCCCCUCGAUGGAGGUCGCCUUGGGACAGGUGACUCCGAAUCAGAACAGCUUGCAUUCACAAACUACUGGGCGAAGAUUAGGUACCGCUUGCGGGAGCCUUUUGCAGAGUUUCUAGGAACCCUUAUACUUGUUAUAUUCGGUGUAGGUGGUAACCUUCAAGCUACCGUAACUAACGGGAGCGGCGGCUCGUAUGAGUCUCUGUCAUUUGCAUGGGGGUUUGGUUGUAUGCUAGGCGUUUAUGUCGCUGGUGGUGUCAGUGGUGGUCAUAUUAACCCGGCUGUAACUAUAUCGAUGGCUAUAUUUCGAAAGUUUCCUUGGAAAAAGGUUCCCGUAUACAUAUUUGCUCAGAUUGUAGGUGCUUUUUUUGGUGGAGCAAUGGCAUAUGGUUACUUUUGGAGCUCAAUAACUGAAUUCGAAGGUGGCACUCAUAUACGAACAGCUGCUUCUGGUGCAUGUUUAUUCACUAACCCCAAGUCUUACGUUACCUGGCGUAACGCUUUCUUUGACGAGUUUAUUGGCGCGUCUAUGCUUGUAGGGUGUUUGAUGGCUUUAUUGGACGAUAGCAAUUCGCCACCGACAAAUGGUAUGACUGCUUUGAUUGUCGGUUUUUUGGUGGCUGCUAUCGGUAUGGCUCUUGGAUAUCAAACAAGUUUCACAAUUAACCCCGCGAGGGAUCUAGGUCCAAGAAUAUUCGCCUCUAUGAUUGGUUAUGGGCCACAUGCAUUUCAUCUCACACAUUGGUGGUGGACAUGGGGUGCUUGGGGUGGUCCUAUUGCUGGUGGGAUCGCUGGAGCUUUGGUGUACGACAUUUUUAUCUUUACCGGUUGCGAAUCUCCAGUUAACUAUCCCGACAACGGAUAUAUUGAGCAUAGAGUUAGCAAAAUUCUACAUGCUGAAUUCCAUCCUCAUGAUAGCCCGAAAUCCUCUGAAGUUGUUGUGGAAGAGGGGAGCAACAGUAAGGAUGGGAGUACCAAAUCAAACUCAGCCCAUUGA